This is a messenger RNA of Ectocarpus siliculosus, 5202 nucleotides long. The record is from the annotation of a GenBank genome assembly. NCBI's taxonomy places the organism in Eukaryota, Phaeophyceae, Ectocarpales, Ectocarpaceae.
AUGGCUAAAUCGUUGGCUGGCGGGCUCUUGCCGCUAGGCCCUCGAACUGGCUCUAACACCGCCGUAUCUAGCAGUACUCUCACCGGUGGCCUUAUUCCGCUUGGAAACAAGAGCCGACCAAGCGUUGGCCGAGACGACCAAGAAGAGGGCGGUUGGGGUGUGGUCGGUAGCCGCUGGAGCGGUAAGGAGGACGAUUCGGGACUGGAAGAGGAGAGGCUAGGGAGCGAAGCACACCCCGACAAGAAGGGAAAAAAGCUGUCCUCGAGCAGAAAAAAGCGUGGCGGUAAGGACAAAAGCGACCGUGCUGGGCACCAAACAUCCAAGAGCAGCGUAAGACGGCGGCGAGGAUCGAAGGAAUCAUCGAAUGACGCCCGUGACAACGACUCCGACGCCAGCCCCAGCAUCUCCGGAUUAGAAUCACGACGCAACAGCAGUAAGGAGGGCUGGGAGAGCGGUAGCACGCUCUCGAACUUAAACCCCGUCGCCGCUGUCGAUGUCGAAGAGCCGGAAGAUGACAGCUACCUGUUCUUGGGGGCUACGGCGGGUGCCAAAGGAAAAAAGAGCUCCAGGGAAAGUGCACAGGAAGAGGCGUUGAACUACGACUCCACCGACUCCUUCGGCCUGCCCAAGAAAAAGACAAGCAAGGGACGCUCGAAAUACACGGCCCCGAAGCCCGGGAAUACAGGAAGCGAGUCUCGCACAACCAUAGGAAGCAGCAGCCCUCACACGGGUGGUCCAUCGACCACGCCCAAUGCUGCCGGUAGGGGAGGGAGUCAACAAGACGAUGGAAACCUCUCCUUUCUUGGGGGUAGACAAGUUCAGCCGUCAUCUUCUGGUGGGCUUGCGCUCGACACAGCAGUAGGUGCUCUAGGUGGAGAUAUGCCGCUGAGCACCGCCGCUGUGACGGCUCCAGCAGGAGGGGGGAGAGGAGCCAGCAGGGUGCCACCGGACGAAGAACCAGCGGUAACGACAGGAACAGGGAUCGACCUUGACGAAGACUUCGACAGCCCUGAUGAAAUGGACGCGCUUCUCGAGAUGACAGACCCGUCCACGCUGAUGCCGGAACCCAGCGGGGCGUCAGCGUCAGCAACGGGACCCAUGCCGCCGCUGCUACCACAUGGAGGGUCGACGAGCCCGGGGAGACAAGACGGGAAAAAACCGCCACACAACCAGCUGGACACUUCUGCUGCGACCCCUCCACCUGCCUCAUCGGUAAGCACGUCGAAACGGAGGUCGCCUUCACCGCCGUCCAGUCCUCGAAAAGGCCGCUCAGACGUUAUGACGGAUAGCCGCAGCCGCCAGCCACUUCCCUCCCGCCCAGGUCGGGGCUUGACCUACAGCGGGAGUCGAGACGGUUUGUCGUACGGUAAGGCGUCCGAAGAGGGUAUGGGCGGUGAGUCGAGGAAGGUAGAGGGAAGGGCUUUGCAGGACUCUCAUUCCGGCGGCGUGGAUCCAAGGGUGACAAACGCCGUCGCGGACGGGACGCGAAACAACGCUGCACUUGCGACGACGAGGUCACCGACACGAGCGUUGUUGUCACGUGCAAGCACCGAUGGCGAGCAAAGCAGAACGGAGGAAGAUGGCAUUAACGGUGGAGCGGGCAAUGAAGGGGAAGAAACAGGCUCGCGAGUGCACGGGUCGGCUCCAGAAGCAUCGGCGUCGGUGGCUGGUGCCAGGACCAUGGUUGGAGACUCUGCGGGCAGUCUUGGAAGCGUAGGCGGUGCUAGUGACGCGCGGCGGCAGUUGACCUCAAGCGGACCAGGGAUCGUGAAAAAAAAUGGCGACCAAGUCCCAAGACGGAGUGCGUUGGCCGGGGCAGACAAGCCUACGGCACAGUCGCGAAAGCCGAAGUCGCGGGGAGUAACCUUUGACGACGAUCUCGUCGGCGUCGAUGCCCUGGACAUCCUCCCAGGUAGUAGCAGCGACGAAGGAGAAAAGCUUGGUGGCGGGACUCCGCCCACUGAAGACUUGCUCGAAAAGAAAGGGUUGCCGCAAUCUUCGCUCAACCUUGUUCCCACGAAGUCCCCUGUCCCUGUCGAGACAGCCGCGGAAACCGUCGCUGAGGGUAACGGCAAUGGUGGGGGCAUUCGUGAACCAGAGCAUCGUACAUCGGAGCCGUGGUCCACUGCUGUGGCUUCUUCGGGAAUAAGCAGGCGACCCUCAACUUCCAUUACGGAAGGGCUUUCCCCUGCCACAGCUCUCUUGAUGGCAGACUCCUCGAGCGAGGACAACAACAGCGCGAUAGCAGCUGGCGCAGCCACCACCAAAUCACGUCCGGGGUCGGAGCACCCCGAUCGAUCCUCGUUCGCGGUACCGAGACUAGACCUAGGAAAGGCGGAAGUGGACAAGAAGGUGGAAUGGUCUGCAGGCCUUCUCGGUGUAGGACCGACAGACGGCGGCAUCGGAGAAGACGAAACCAUCGACGACGCUAAGCUGGAUUUGGCGCUGGGGUUCACGCCGUCCGCGAUGGAGGGCAGCCGCAAGCCACGGCGUACGCUGCCGGCCGGUCGCAGGAGACGGUCCCGCCGGGGCGAGUCGUCGACGGUAGCAGACGGGGAAAUGGAACAUGCCGGCGUUUCGAUUGCCAACACAAGCCUAGCAUCGAUGCCAUCCACAGCCAGCCCAUUGGCGACAGCGAUGCUGGCGGAAACAACUUUCGAACGUACAACGCUCAGUGUUGGGAGAGCGGAUGAUGCAGGAUCGGGAGUGGCGGGGACAGGAGAGCGUGCCGGGGAUAACGGAAGCUCUCGCUCGACCCUUGCGCCCGGCGUGUCGCCAACCCUCCCCGCCGCCGUUCGCGAGCCCACGAAGUCAUCCACAGGUGCAACCGCGUUUGGUAUAACACCUGUGACGGCCGCUGCUACCAAAGGUACUGGUACCGAAUCAACCCCAUCGUCAGCGGAACGCGUGCCUUCGGCAGCGCUACCUGGAAGCGAGAGCGACAGGGCAUUGGACACACGUGCGCUCAUCGACAGUCGUGGUACUCUCGGCCCCUUAGAUCAUGGGUCAAAGAACGGCAGCAGCAACAGGGAUCUCCUCAGCGGUGUUGCUGCUGCUUCUUCUUCGAGGAGCGAGAACAGCGCCGAAUCGAGAGGCGUGGAUGUCUCGGUGCUCGCUUCCCUCGAGCGGCAGCUGGUGCUGCUUGCGAGCGAAAAGGAGGCCGUAGCAACAAAGGUAGCACGAGAUGAGCAGAGACUCCAGAGAGAUGCAGAUUUGGCGCGGGAUGCUACGGCAGCGGCGCAGGCUCGAGCGUUUGAGUCGGAGGCAGCUCUAGCUGCGGCCAGGGCACGUAUCAGUCAGCUGGAAGCGGAGGCGGCCGAACACACGGUUCGACUGGCAGCGGUGGAGUCUCGAAGUGCAAGGGACUUGAGAGCGGAGCAAGAGUCAUGCCUCAAGAAGAUAUCCGAUGCGGAGGCUCGGCGCCAGGAAGACCUCUGCAAAGCAGAACGUCGGCAAGAGGAGGCGCUGUCCGAGUUGAAGCGGCUGCACAGGGAGGAGCUCGAGGACACGAGGCGAAGAAAUUCUGACUCCAAGACCCUCGAGACAUUGGCUGAACAGGUCCAAGCGAGCGCGGGGGCAGUGAAACUCCUCCGGUCCGAAAUGAUUGAGCGCAAGAACGUGUCUGAAGUGUCUCGGGAAGGGCACAUGGACGCCAGAGAGAGGCUCAUCAAAGAGCUAGAGCAGUCCGCCAGACGCGCGCAGCAGACGGCCGAAGACGAGGUGCAGCGUCUUCAGGGUACCCUCAUGGCCAUGGACCAGGUGAUGAGCGCACUUCGAGGCCAGAAUGCCGGAGAGAGGGAAAGGCUAAGGCAGGAGCACUUGAGAAUGGAGGCCCUCCAGGGUGCCAUGGUUGCGGAGGUCGAGAGCGUUCGGAAGAGCGUCGAAGAGGAACGGCAACGGCUGGCGCGGGUCAAGCUGGAAACGGAUCGUGAGAGUUUCGCGGCUUUGCAGAUUUCGGCAUCAAAGGCGGCGGAGGAGAUGGCCCGGCAGCAUGCCGACGAAGAGGGAAGGCUCAACCUCGCAAGACAGAGCCUGGAGAAAGAAGCGUCAUCAUUCGAGGCCAGGCUGUCUUGUGCUAGAGCGGAUCUGCACAAGGCGGACCACGUGCGCGAAACACUUGACCGGUUGAGAGACCAAGACGAGGUGGAGCGCAGGCGCUUGAAAGCUGUAGCGAGAGAGCUCGAACGUGCCUUCGAGGAGGUUCGAGCGAAAACGGACGAGAGCAUCGAGCGCCAGCGAGAGGCGGAAGCCAUGAAGAUGGGAGCCCUGGCCGCAUCCAAGACUGCAGCAGAGGAGAGGGAAGCGGCGCAACUACGAUAUAUUCGGACCGAGGAGGCUGCUCGUCGGCUAGAGGCGGAACGCUCUAGCAUCGCGCAGGCGAGAGCUCAGUCCGCCACGGAAUUGUCAACGUCGCGAAGACUAAAGGCUGAGCUGUCCAGAGCAUUCGCCAUCCAGCAGAGACAACAAGCAAAAGGGAAAAGUGCAGCAGCAGCCGACAUCGCGCUUUCGCAUCGCAACAUGUCUCCAGGAGAGCAAGCUGGUAGCGGCAGAGGCGGCGGCGGCGGCGAUACCGGUGGGGGAGGGUCGGUGGUUGCCAAGAUGCCGGGUCUACCGACGGAGGCAACCUUAGGGCUAGCAGGCAACCCUACCUCUACGGGAGGAAUCGGUCUCCCCUUCACCGGAAUCGCGGCGGCAGAGGCGACCCUGCAGGCCAUCUCCUCGGCCCCUCCCUUCCCGGGGCUAGACAUGGGGCGAGAAUUAGGGAGGCUCGCGCGGAGAGCUGCAGACAUACGCGAGUGCACGAGAGAACAGAGCGUUUUCCUCAUGUCCAGCCGUGCAGCGAGAUUCAGCCCAGCGCCCCUCACGGUGUCUGAUAACCCACAAGAAUCGAAAAUCGCAAGUGACAUGGGUGGUCUGGAAGGGCCCGGACGUUUCCCAGGAGCCCAAGCUUUUCUCAGCAGCACACGUCGGGGUAGUGGUAGUAGCGUCGAAAUCGACGCCAUGAUAGGGCAGCAGGUUGUGGGCGGGAUCAGUGGGACGGAACGUCACGACCUCGGCGCGCUGGGCAUUGGUUUGUCCAGCGCGGUCUUGGAGGAGUUGGACAACAUCGAGAGGGCGUGUUCGCAACGAUCGUCGGCAUUGAAGGAGGAAGAGCAAUUUCUCGAGACCUUAGGACAGACCGAAAGCCCAGUGUCUGCUUGA